This is a messenger RNA of Eruca vesicaria subsp. sativa (arugula), 2327 nucleotides long. NCBI's taxonomy places the organism in Eukaryota, Viridiplantae, Streptophyta, Magnoliopsida, Brassicales, Brassicaceae. The record is from the annotation of a GenBank genome assembly.
CAGAAACUCUGAAGAAACCAAACCCUAAAGGAGGAAGAAGUAGUCCCUGUCUCGAUCUCUGUCCUCUCUUUCCCCCUAUCACUUCUGCUCUAAUCAAAUUUGCGCGGGAAAUCUGACCAACCCACUUUCUCUCGUUUCCCUUCUUUUGCUGAUUCGUAGAGGAAUUAGAUAAAACUCCGUAGCUAGAGAUUGAUUUCUCCACGAGAUCUGGGCUUUGUCUUAACGUAGUAAUCAUGCAAAAGCAAUUGAGAGCAGUUCGAUAAAUAAGAUGGAACCUGAAAGUACCAAAUUUGGAGGUAAAGUAUUUUAAAAUGUGGAGUUUCUAUAAUCAUGUCACCGUUGAGGUCAAUGUGCUGGUGGAUUAUAUAAGUGCAGGUCCGAGAGAGUUGUGUGGUGCUGUGGAUCUUAUAUCUCAAUACAAGUUAUUGCAACACCAUGAGUUCUUUUGCAAAAGAUCGCUCUCUGCGUCUCUGUCGGAUUCUCAUUAUCUUCAUGAUGUGGUUGGGGACACUGAGAUUAGAAAAGGAGAAGGAAUGCAGUUAGAUCAGCUUAUUCAGAAUAAUACGUCACAGAGCCGGGAGAGUAAUACACGCAUCCAACCUUUUGAUAUGGAUGGGCUUAAGGAGGCUUUCCAACUUAAUGAUGUGACUCCUGUUGAAUUGCCUCUAGCAGAGAAGGGAGCUCCAACAGUUCCUCCAAAGUCAAAACGUGAGUCCAAAGAUAAGGAUAGGAAACAUAAAAAACACAGGGACAAGGAUAAGGACAAAGAUAGAGAGCAUAAGAAGCACAAGCACAGGCAUAAAGACAGAAGCAAAGAUAAAGAUAAAGACAAGGACCGUGACAGGAAAAAGGAAAAAAACGGCCACCAUGAUUCGGGUGAUCACUCUAAGAAACAUCAUGAUAAGAAAAGGAAACACGAUGGGGAUGAAGAUCUAAAUGACAUUCAUAGGCACAAGAAAAACAAGCAUAGGAGCUCAAAGCUUGAUGAGAUGGGUGCUAUAAGGGUUGCUGGCUAAAUAAAAUUGGUAGAGAUUCCCAAUUUUGUAUUCUGCAAUCCUGUAGGUGUCAUGGAAGAGGUUUAGAAGCGGUUUUCAACUCACUGUAGACUAUAUAUUAGGUUAAAAAAAUUCUAAAUGGUGAUUCAUUCCUCGAAGAAGAAGCAGAACUCUUGUAUUACAUUUGAUUUGGUGCCAGCUUUGUAACAUUUUGGUCUUUGGAGUGUUUCAUUCCAUCUCUUUUUCUGUCUAUAAGAUCAAUACUACUCUCAAUGUUUACUAUUCAUGUAAAAUAAUUAGUUAUCCAAUUAAUGUUGUUGAAAAAAGAAAUCUUAAUCCAAUUAUACCGUAAUAUCUGUAUUCCACAACUUUUUUCUUGUCAACAUCUGUAUUCCACAAUUUAAUUGAAAAUGAUCUACUAUUUUUUUAAGGAUGUCACAUAAAAUAUCAGUUCUAGUAAUUGCUUGUGAAAGGUUUGCAAAAUCUUCAAUCAACCACAAAUUUUAACUAAAGAAGCAAUCCUAAGUUGCUCUCCAUCUUUUACCCUUUCCCACAAACCACCUAUCAUAAGGCACCCUAUGCCUUCCUCUUCAUCCUUCAACAUCAUAUUCCCUUCUGAUUCACUUUCAGAUUUCUCAUUUGGAUGUUCUAUAUCCAUCUCAGCUUCUUCCUCAUGUGUUUCCAAUAUCGAGUCAUUUGGGCUGAGAUCCUCUGCACUCUUCCUUGCUCUUUUGAAUGGUGAGUUCUCCAGUUGCUGACUGUUGCACUCUGCUCCUCGUUUGACAUUGUUGUUACCUUGUGCUUGUUUUGAGAUUGUAUGAGAAUCCUGAGGGUCCAGAAGAGGUAAACGUCCAGAAGAUCCAAUGAUCUGAGGCAACAUACCAAUUGGACAAGGGCUCCAUGUUUUAGCCUUUCUCCAUCCAUUAUUGGCUUUCUCUGUGUCGUUUCCUUUCUUCUUUGAGAGUUGAAGUUUGACUAACUCGAGUCUCUUGCCUGCCCUUCCGAGACUCUUCUCUUGCUCACGAAGCGUCGUAGGAGUUGUUACAAGAGUAGAAGAACUCUGUUUUGAUGGAACAUCUGUGGAGCUUUUAUCCAUUAUAGGGAGUUUUUUCAGCUUCUCCUUCAAGACACGCCCUCCCACAAUCUCCCCAAGCACACAACCUGAUUUCAAAACCAGCUCAUGUCCUAAGGCUCCCAGUAGGAGACAUUUACGUAUAAGUUCCAUAAGGAAUGUGCUGGGAGGUGUCACUUCUAGAGAACUGUUCCUCUGAAAAUGCUUUGACACAGUGAGAAGACCCACAAGCCAUGCAAACAAGCAAGGGAGCUGCUCAG